AUGAGAGAUUUUUCCAUCGCCCUCAGCAUCAAGGGGAGAGAGAAGAAACAGAAUGUUCUUAUGCUGUCAACUAUGCAUGGAACAGGGGAUGAAUCAAAUACAGUAGAACUCCUGGAAAUUAUUCAGUUUUAUAACUCUACCAAACGAGGUGUUGACAUGCUAGAUCAGUUAUGUCAUUCGUAUUCUUGUGCUAGGAAAACCUAUGGGUGGCCUCUCUUCCUAUUCUAUAACUUGUUAAACAUUACUGGACACAGCUCGAGCUCUGCAGGUGAUAAGGAAAUAUUUCAGAACAGUCGAUCUUACUUAAAGACAUUGGCUGUAGAUAUGAUGCGACCAGACAUGUUACGACGUUUGGAAAACGAAAAGUGUCUUCAGUAG
This is a messenger RNA of Schistocerca americana (American grasshopper), 378 nucleotides long. RefSeq lists its product as uncharacterized. Lineage: Eukaryota; Metazoa; Arthropoda; Insecta; Orthoptera; Acrididae. The transcript is spliced from 2 exons. Bases 1 to 378 code for a protein of 125 amino acids. The record is from RefSeq and is a predicted model, not a curated record.